AUGUACGCAGUCAAGCUGUGGCCGGCGCCGAACGCUUACGGGCUGCCGCCGCUGGUGGGCUACGACAACCAUGACGUCACCAAACAUCGGAUGCCCGCAUACACCAUGCGGAAGGCGCUGAAGAGGGCGGUGUGGCGCCUGGGCCCAGGGCCGAAGUACGCCUUCCAGAGGAACCUCACACGCUACGGGCCCAACGGCACGCCGCAGUACUCCAUGGCCAAAAAGAUACGCCCACUGCCGCGCCUCAACGUGCCGGGCCCCCCCGCCUACUUGACGGAGGAGGUGCCGCCGAUGCGGACGGACCGCGCGCCGGCCUACAGCCUGGGC
Messenger RNA from Schistocerca nitens (vagrant locust), 327 nucleotides. RefSeq names its product outer dense fiber protein 3-like protein 2. NCBI's taxonomy places the organism in Eukaryota, Metazoa, Arthropoda, Insecta, Orthoptera, Acrididae. The transcript is spliced from 3 exons. The record is from RefSeq and is a predicted model, not a curated record. The annotation marks the transcript as partial.